CCAGCAACGAUCUUUACGAGCGACCGACGCGCAGAAUUAUAGAUGACACCGAACAGAAAAACGGUGUUGCAGCUCGAGAAUUCGAUAGGGGACGUGUCGUGGCUCCUGCGGGUAUCGGCCUCCUCUGAUAAUCGGGACGAUGAGUACCUGGGUCUUCCUCCAAUUGCGGCGAACGAACCCAUAUUAUGUCUUAUAUGGGAACAGGUUGCGAUUCUUAAUGCGGGUUCGAUGGAGGAACGAUCGGAUGCUGCGUCGUCUCUGGUUUCUCUGGCUCGCGACAAUGACCGCUACGGUAAGCUGAUAAUUGAGGAAGGUGGGGUUCCUCCUUUGUUGAAAUUGGCUAAAGAAGGAAAAAUGGAGGGUCAGGAAAACUCGGCGAGAGCCAUUGGAUUGCUGGGGAGAGACCCAGAAAGUGUGGAACAGAUUGUGAACGCAGGUGUUUGCUCAGUGUUUGCGAAAAUCCUCAAAGAAGGUCACAUGAAGGUACAGGCUAUGGUGGCUUGGGCAGUAUCCGAAUUGGCCGCGCACCACCCCAAAUGUCAGGACCAUUUUAUGAACAACAACGUAAUCCGAUUUCUCGUCAGCCAUCUCGCUUUCGAGACCGUCCAAGAACACAGUAAAUAUACAAUUGCAAGCAAGCAAUCGGUUUCUUCCAUCCAUUCUGCUCUUGUAGCUAGCAAUGCUCCGCGGCAGAACACCAAAAAUGAUCAUCAUGACGACCAGCACGGUCAAAUUGCUCACCCACCAGGGCACCAACCUCCUAGCCAUAUGCACAAUGUUGUUACUAAUACAGUGGGUGUCAGAAGCCAUACUCCUGGAAGUUCGACUUCGAAGCAAGCGCAGUCAACACAAUCACAAAACCAUGCUAACCAUUCCCAGAGCAAUCACCAGAAUUCGAAGCAGCAUCACCACGGUCAUCAUCCACAUGCUUCACUAUCUGGGACAAGCAUUAAAGGGAGGGAAUUUGAAGAUCCUGCUACUAAGGCACACAUGAAGGCAAUGGCAGCAAGAGCGCUAUGGCAACUUUGCAAAGGGAAUCUCAGUAUAUGUUGCAGCAUAACGGAGUCAAGAGCACUCUUGUCCUUUGCAGUUUUGUUAGAGAAGGGCCCAGAUGAAGUCCAGUCGUAUUCAGCCAUGGCAUUGAUGGAAAUCACAGCUAUAUCAGAGCAGCAUACUGAGUUGAGGCGCUCUGCUUUCAAACCUACUUCCCCGGCUGCCAAAGCUGUGGUGGAUCAAUUGCUCAAAAUAAUAGAAAAGGCUGACUCAGACCUCCUGAUUCCCUGCAUCAAAUCUAUUGGGAACUUAGCCAGGACUUUCCGGGCAACUGAAACUAGGAUAAUUGGACCAUUGGUGAAACUACUUGACGAAAGGGAGGCAGAGGUUACCAUAGAGGCCGCAAUUGCACUAAACAAGUUUGCCUGCCCUGAAAAUUUCCUCAAUGUUAAUCACUCAAAAGCCAUUAUCAAUGCGGGUGGCGCAAAGCACUUGAUUCAGCUGGUUUACUUCGGCGAGCAAAUGGUCCAGCGCCCUUCUUUGACCCUCCUAUGUUACAUUACACAAAAUGUUCCAGACAGUGAGACUCUUGCACAGGAAGACGUGCUUAUUGUCCUCGAAUGGUCAUCAAAGCAAGCCCAUCUGAUGGAAGAUCACACAAUCGAAUCUGUAUUAGCUGAAGCCAAAAGUAGAUUGGAGCUCUAUCAGUCAAGGAGCACAAGGGGAUUCCAUUAACCCCAUCUUCAUCCUAUACCAGAUUGUCUUUUGUCAGUCUCUUAAAUUUUGUAAUUAAGUUACCUUAAUGUUAGAUUUAAAUCUUAGAUAUGAUAUUAUUGUAAUUAAGAUAGAUUCAGGAUUUCUCAGUUAGUAAAUUAUCUAAACCUUU
Rubroshorea leprosula is the source of this 1879-nucleotide messenger RNA. NCBI's taxonomy places the organism in Eukaryota, Viridiplantae, Streptophyta, Magnoliopsida, Malvales, Dipterocarpaceae. The record is from the annotation of a GenBank genome assembly.